Molecule: messenger RNA, 1524 nt
Organism: Ramularia collo-cygni
Lineage: Eukaryota; Fungi; Ascomycota; Dothideomycetes; Mycosphaerellales; Mycosphaerellaceae
Product: probable cysteine desulfurase, mitochondrial precursor
Exons: 2
Coding region: 1-1524 (507 amino acids)
Biological process (GO): [2Fe-2S] cluster assembly
Cellular component (GO): nucleus; mitochondrion; cytosol
Molecular function (GO): pyridoxal phosphate binding; cysteine desulfurase activity
Source: RefSeq, a predicted model, not a curated record
AUGUCACAUCUCGCACCCAACGCAGCCCGCCAGGCGCUGCGACAGUGCGCUCGUCGCGUAUCGACAUCGACAUCACGAAGCACAUCCCAUCUCCUCCCACGAGCUAGCAUCGCCCGGCGAAGUUAUGUUUCCGAGUCGAAUCCCCAACAAGCCAGCGUGGAGAGCAGCAUUCGCGCCGACCAAAAGUCCUUCCUCGCCGACACGGGCAUCAAACCCCGCGAUGCCACCCUCGGCGCAUCAGGCAUGUCGGGCGAUGUGGCGAUGAGUCCUGCCGCCGGUAUUCUCAAGCAAGCAAGCGUCAUGGAUGAAGGCAGCCGGCCCAUCUACCUCGACAUGCAGGCCACCACCCCCACCGAUCCGCGGGUUCUCGACGCAAUGCUGCCCUUCUUCACCGGCCUGUAUGGAAACCCGCAUUCAAGAACCCACGCCUACGGAUGGGAGACGGAUAGCGCCGUCGAGCAGGCCCGAGCACAUAUCGCCGACUUGAUUGGCGCCGACCCCAAGGAAAUCAUCUUCACCAGCGGCGCCACGGAGAGCAACAACAUGAGCGUCAAGGGUGUCGCUCGUUUCUUCAAAAAGGGUGGCAAGAAGAAGCACAUCAUCACCUGUCAGACGGAGCACAAGUGUGUCUUGGACAGCUGUCGCCACUUGCAAGAGGAGGGCUUCGACGUCACAUAUCUUCCCGUGCAAAACAAUGGAUUGAUUGACAUGGCCGAGCUGGAAAAGGCAAUGCGACCUGAAACCUGCUUGGUGUCCAUCAUGACGGUCAACAAUGAAGUCGGUGUCGUCCAGCCCAUGGAAGAGAUUGGCAAGCUGUGUCGAAGCAAGAAGAUUUACUUCCACACCGACGCCGCCCAGGCUGUCGGCAAGAUCCCUCUCGAUGUCAACAAGAUGAACAUUGACCUCAUGUCCAUCUCCGGACACAAAAUCUACGGACCCAAGGGCAUUGGAGCGUGUUAUGUACGAAGACGCCCGCGUGUCCGUCUCGAGCCCAUCAUCUCUGGAGGUGGUCAAGAGAGAGGUCUACGAUCGGGGACCCUUGCACCUCCCCUUAUCAUUGGGUUUGGUGAAGCCGCCCGGAUAUGCAAGGAAGAAAUGGAGUACGACACAAAGCGCAUCUCCGCCCUUUCCAAACGCCUCAGUGAAGGUCUCCUGGCAAUGGAACAUACAUCWCUCAACGGUGAUGCAGUACGCCACUACCCUGGCUGUGUCAACGUAUCAUUCGCCUACGUUGAAGGAGAGUCCCUUCUCAUGGCUCUCAAAGACAUUGCCUUGUCUUCAGGCUCAGCCUGCACAUCCGCCUCAUUAGAGCCCUCAUAUGUGCUCCGAGCACUGGGUAACUCGGACGAAUCCGCCCACAGCUCCAUCCGCUUCGGAAUUGGUCGCUUCACCACCGAUGCCGAGAUUGAUUACGUUCUGGAUGCGGUCAAAAACCGUGUCACUUUCCUGAGAGAGCUGAGWCCUCUGUGGGAGUUGGUGCAGGAGGGUGUUGAUCUCAACACCAUUGAGUGGUCGCAGCAUUAA